GAGUGAGAGAGAGAGAGAGAGAGAGGGAUGGCAAUUGCAGCUUUUGUGUUAAUCUCUCUUGUGGCAGCAGCCAUGCCGAUGAAGCUUCAGAGCCUUGAGAAUGGGGGCUCCCAAUGGGCCUGGGCCAAGAGUGUUGAGAACCAGAAGGAGACCGCCGCCACCACCACCACCACCACCACCCUCCAGUUCUACUUUCACGAUAUUGUGAGCGGGAAUGACCCGACGGUCGUCCGGGUGGCGGAGGCCACCAGCACCGACAAGUCGCCGACCCUCUUCGGCGCCUUGAACAUGGCGGACGACCCGCUGACGGAGGGACCCGACCCGAACUCGAAGCUGGUGGGGCGAGCACAGGGGCUGUACGGGUCCGCCGGGAAGGCAGUUUUAUCUCUGAUCAUGGCCCUGAACUUCUGCUUCACGGACGGAGCGUACAACGGGAGCUGCGUCACCGUUCUGGGUCGGAACCCGGCCUUAGACCCGGUCCGGGAGUUGCCGAUCGCCAGCGGAUCCGGGCUUUUCCGACUGGGUCGCGGGUACGCAAUCGCCCGGACACACUGGUUCAAUUUCACCACCGGAGAUGCCAUUGUUGGAUACAAUGUGACGGUGGUCCAUUAAUAUUUAGUAUUAAAUAUUUAUUUCUGUUUCCUGAUUAUAUGAUUGGUUGAUCGAAUAUUUGAAGAAAACAAUAUUUGAUUUGCCUUACAUAUACCUUCGCAAAGUUUGCUUCAUAAUAAUAAAGAUUACUUUCUUUGGAAUA
This is a messenger RNA of Malania oleifera, 754 nucleotides long. Its product is annotated as dirigent protein 23-like. The record is from RefSeq and is a predicted model, not a curated record. The transcript has a single exon. NCBI's taxonomy places the organism in Eukaryota, Viridiplantae, Streptophyta, Magnoliopsida, Santalales, Ximeniaceae. The coding region runs from base 28 to 612 and encodes 194 amino acids.